CGGCUGGGCCAUGUUCAGAGGGCCGGGCUCAGCGGGCCUACCCCGCGCCCCGGGGCCCCGGAAGCCCGCCCCGCGGAGCCUCAGCUGCCUCUCGGACCUGGACGGCAGUGCAGCCCCGGAGCCGCGGCCGUGCAGGCCCCCUGGGAGCCCCGGCCGCGCGCCCCCGCCGCUGCCGGCGCCGUCAGGCUGCGAGCCCCGCCUGCGGCCCAUCAUCCUGCGGCGGGCGCGCUCGCUGCCCAGCUCCCUCGAGCGCCGCCAGAAGGCCACGGGCGCACCGGGCGCUGCGUGCGGGCCGGGCUGCAGCCGGCAGCACCGAGUGCGCUUCGCCGACGCGCUGGGUCUGGAGUUGACGCAGGUCAAGGUGUUCAACGCGGGCGACGACCCGUCGGUGCCGCUGCACGUGCUGUCGCGGCUCGCCAUCAACUCGGAUCUGUGCUGCAGCAGCCAGGACUUGGAGUUCAACCUACAGUGCCUCGUGCCCGACUUCCCGCCGCCUAUUGAGGCAGCCGACUUCGGCGAGCGCGUGGGGCGGCAGCUUGUGUGCCUGGAGCGCGUCACCUGCUCGGACCUGGGCAUCAGUGGUACGGUGCGCGUGCGCAACGUGGCCUUCGAGAAGCAGGUGGCGGUGCGCUACACCUUCUCCAGCUGGCGCAGCGCGCACGAGGCGGUGGCGCGGUGGCGCGGGCCGGCGGGCGACGAGGGUACCGAGGACGUCUUCUCUUUUGGCUUCCCAGUGCCGCCCUUCCUGCUGGCUCUCGGCUCCCGCGUGCACUUCGCGCUGCGCUACCGAGUGGCCGGCGCCGAGUACUGGGACAACAACAACGGCCGCGACUACAGCCUCACCUGUCGCAACCACGCGCUGCACAUGCCGCGCGGGGAGUGCGAAGAGAGCUGGAUCCACUUCAUCUGAGACUUCGUCAGAGGGAACCUGGUGCCUCUGCUCCUAAGCUGCACCUGCAGACACUUCCUUGCUGGGCUCUCAUAUCUGAGUGGCUGCUGUUCCCCACACUCCACCCCACGUCCUCUGAUCUCACUUCCUUCUGCAAGGUCCCCUGGCAGUGGCCCGUCCUGUCUUCUUGAAACGUCUGUGUCACUUGGUCUAAAAAGUAGCCUCAGGUGGCCAGAAGGCCUAGUUGUGUAAUGUGCUGGGGGAGGAUCCUGGGUGGGUAGAUGCGUGGACGUGCUGGCGCCUCUGGAGAAAGCCCAGGCAGGGUCUUUUUUUGGAAAGGCGCGCAUCCUCCUUCUAGGCAGGCCUGUGGCUUUUGCAUGUGUCCUGAUUGGGUCUCUGUAAACGUAGUUAUUUAUUAUCAUUGUGAUGCUGGGACCUUUUACCUUUAGUGGAGGCCUUCUCAGGAACAUUCUGGAUUUAAUAAGCUAAAAAAAGUCAGUCUUGCGUGUGUGCCCACUGUCAACAGAGUAUAUAGUAUGACCCCCAUCAUGAUCCCUUGAGGCGUUCCUGCCCUGGGACAAGGAAAACCUGAGACCACAUUAGCUUGCCAAUGCCUGUAGACUUGUAAUAGUAGGAAACUAUUAAUAGGCAAGAAAUGUAUGCCUCAUCAGUCAUCACACAACCAUUCCUGGGAUUUCAGGCUGCCCUGGUUAGGCUGUGAGCCUCCUACACCAACAGCUGAGAAAGAGGAAAAAGCUUUAAACUUUUGUACUAGCAAAUUGGCCCCUUCUCUGCAGUCUCUCUUCUCACUUCAUGUAUUUCUCUUGUACAUGUUUGAUAAUUAUGUAUCUGCAUGUUAUCAGGCCCUUCUGUUUAAGUUUGAAACUACAUGAACAUUUUAAGAAAUUCUGCCUUAAGUUAUUUCAAUUUUCUGGCAACUCUAUAGAAUUUCAGGCAACAAUGCCCUUUGCAAUUACCUUUUUGAUGAUUAAAGUGACUCUUUUUAUGUCUUCAUAAGUGUCAAAAGAUUCCAACAGUCAGCUUUCAGAAGUUACCAAGGGGAACUAGAAGGUGUUUUCAGCAACAGCCAGAGCACUGGAGGAAAAAUAAUUCACAAAUAUUUAUACUCUUUUAACUAUUUUAAAUUAUACUUAGAUAUACUCGGUUUUAUCAUCCACCUGCGAACUUUAUUCUUUGUGCCUUCAGAUAGGAGAGUUUCUAACAUUGUCUGGACUUGUUUCCCAGUUUUAAAAUGUUAAAUGCCUUUCUUUCCGUUUUUUUUUUUUUUUUUUAAAUCUCCAACUAAGACAUCAAGGCCAUUGGUGCCUGCAGAGUUCCACAAUGACACAAAACUCCCAGCAAGGUGCUGAUGAAUCAGGUGCUGAAUGGUAGUCUCUCUGACAGCAGGUGCUAGUGCUGAGGUUCGAUAACCCAGCCAAGAUGGACAAGGCCUUCAACUUGCAAAGUUCAGUUAGAAUACAGUUGAAACUAGUGUAAUCUCUUUUGUGAUAGCUGUCACCAAUGAAUUAACUCCAAAUCUUGGAAUGCUUGUUGACAUUUGUCAAGUCAAUAUGCAAGGAUGCAUUUAACCAAUUUGUUUCUUAUAUAAUUGCAACUUCUGUGUUUUUAAAAUUCCAAGAAGAGGGAUGGCUUUCUUUGGUACUUUUAGAUCUGAAAACACUGAAUUUUGAUUAGAAAUAUUGUGGUUAAAUUGAACGACCUUUGACCAUUAGAUCUGUGCACUACAUUGGCAUGCAAGAGAGACAGAAGCCUGGUUGCAUUUCCUGCUGUUUAGCAAACUGUCCAAUUAGGUCAGCAAGCCUGUGAGGGCCUCAGCUGCUGUGCCCUGGCCCCAGCCCAGAGUGCAAGACAAUUGUCCAGAGUAUUCAGGUGUAUGAGUUAGAGCCACCAAGUGUAUUGUUGUGUAAAGGCAUGUAGAGAAUCUUAGAAUCCAUGUGAAAGUCACUUGCCAAAAAGGUUCUGGUCAUGGAAUAUAAAGUAAAUGUUAUAUCUUUGAUAGUAAGAGAACCUCAAUGUGCCUUUUAAAACAUAGCAAUGUUUUAAAAUUUAAAAGCUUAAAUAUACCUGCCAGGUUAAUAAAGUUCAGUAUAAGGAGAACUUCCAGACCCUAAAACACAGUUAUAUUGCUUAUAUGUUAAACUUUUAUAGUGGAUUGUGCAAUUGUUGGGUUGUCUCCCCAAACAUAUUUUAAUGUCUGUCAUUUAAGAUGAUUUCACUCAAGAGUGAAUAUUAAAGUACAU
Molecule: messenger RNA, 3150 nt
Organism: Equus quagga
Lineage: Eukaryota; Metazoa; Chordata; Mammalia; Perissodactyla; Equidae
Gene: PPP1R3D
Product: protein phosphatase 1 regulatory subunit 3D
Exons: 1
Coding region: 11-910 (299 amino acids)
Biological process (GO): regulation of glycogen biosynthetic process
Cellular component (GO): protein phosphatase type 1 complex
Molecular function (GO): glycogen binding; protein phosphatase 1 binding
Source: RefSeq, a predicted model, not a curated record